CCAUCAGGCGAGGCCAUGGGUCUCCUCAAGCAGCUGAGAGAGUCAUGGAGGGCUCUCGUGGUGAUCCUCACUCCUGUAGUCCUGUCUCCCCUGGUGAUACCCGGAGACCAGGCGUCAUCGGAGUCCAAGUGUGCCUAUAUGCUGAUCAUCGUCUCCAUCUACUGGAUCACCGAGUCACUUCCCCUGCCUGUGACGGCUCUUCUGCCUGUGGCCUUAUGUCCCUUGCUAGGUAUCAUGUCCUCCAAGACAGCCUGCAAGUUUAUCUUUGCCGUGUCCGGUCUGUCAAGGGUCAUCUCCAACAACCUGUCCUUCCUACAGUCCAUCCCGACCUGGGGGGCCGCCAUUUUGGUAUCUGCGAUGACGUCAUUGGCCACUGAAGUGACGAGCAACUCGGUCAUCUGUAUACUGAACGCUCAGAUCAUCAAGUGGUAG
Aplysia californica (California sea hare) is the source of this 432-nucleotide messenger RNA. RefSeq names its product protein I'm not dead yet-like. Bases 16 to 432 code for a protein of 138 amino acids. Lineage: Eukaryota; Metazoa; Mollusca; Gastropoda; Aplysiida; Aplysiidae. The record is from RefSeq and is a predicted model, not a curated record. The transcript is spliced from 4 exons. Gene Ontology annotation, biological process: monoatomic anion transmembrane transport.